Molecule: messenger RNA, 7352 nt
Organism: Fonticula alba
Lineage: Eukaryota; Rotosphaerida; Fonticulaceae
Product: serine/threonine protein kinase
Exons: 11
Coding region: 33-7118 (2361 amino acids)
Biological process (GO): protein phosphorylation
Molecular function (GO): protein binding; protein kinase activity; ATP binding
Source: RefSeq, a predicted model, not a curated record
CCGGCCGCCGCAUCAUCUGCCCCGGGAGCGCUAUGGCCGACGCGCCGUCAUUCAUACAGUGGCAGGUCUUUCCGGAGGACAAUAGCAGCACCGGACCUGGCCGGGUGAAGGGACACUCUGUGAAUGUCUUUCGGAAUCAUCUCAUUGUUUUUGGUGGCCUGUCCGCGGACAUCCCCCACCCGCAGGCCACCCGGCGUUUGUGUCUGCUGGACCUGAACACCAAGAAGUGGCACCGGAUCAUUUACAUCGAGGAUGGCGACGUGGACGUGUCCAGCUGGUCGUCCACCCUGGCCGAAGUGACCAACGCCGCCUUCCAGCCGAAGAGCGCCGCACACCCGGACGGGCAGAAUGCCAAGUCCCUGGUGUUGAAGUCCAUUUCCGAGCUGAACAGCGUUGUCCGGCAGCUGUCCAUCUCCUCCGAGGGGACGACCAAGCGCGCGGCCGGGGCAGCGCCGCUGGCCGAGACGCCACGUCCGCCGGGGACCGCGAUCCUGCCGGGCCCGGGCGGCCGCGGGGGUUCCUCGGCGGCUGCCCAUCUGCUCGGGGUCCCCCGGCCGGCCAAUGCCCCGGGGAUCCAUUUGCCGGACUCGGAGGCGGAUUUGCCUGGGGUCGUUGGCGAGCCUGGCGGCCGGCGAUCGGUCCCAGCCUCGCCGCCCCCUCCGGCCGGUACUUCCAACCCGGCGCUCAUCUCGGUGUCCUACAGUGCGGAGCAGAUCAGCGCGCGCUUUGGCCACGCGGCCACCUUCGACGGGACGGAGGACAUCUCGGACGAUGGGCAGAUCCGUUGGCCGCGGCUCUUUGUCUUUGGCGGCAUCAGUGCCUCGGGCACGGUGCUGGGGGACUUUUGGUGCUUUGAUUUCGCCGAGUGCCGGUGGUUCCCCAUCAUCUCGGAUGCCUCGCCUGAUGCCCGGCCGUCACCGCGCUUUGGGCAUGUGCUCUUCUACCAUGACCAUGCGCUGUAUCUGCAUGGCGGCACGCCGGACGGCGUGCGGGCCUUCAGUGACAUGUGGCGGUACAGCAUCGUCGCCCGGCGGUGGGAAUGCAUCCUCGACGCCCGGGAGGCGCCGGAGGACUGGCACCUGGCGCGGUAUUUCCACACGGCCACCGUCGUGGGCCGGGAGUUUUUCAUCUUCGGUGGGCUUCGAUCUUCGGCCGGGACGCCGGCCAGGCUCGAGCCGGCCCCGGCAGGACUGACAGCCACUCCCGGCUACCAUGCGCUCAGUUGGUCGGACCCGGUGGCCGUCGCCCGGGGCGCGGCCGCCACACCGGCCGCACCUCCCUCCUCCUCCUCCUCCUCCUCGACGUCAUCGUCGUCAUCGAUAGCCGAGCCGCCGACCGCCGGAAUGGGUCUCUUGAAGCCGGCUGAGCGGGCCACCGGCCGGGCGGCUGGCCAUCACCCCGCCGCUGGCGGUGGUCAUGGUGCUGGUGCGUGGGGCCCUGUCGGUGAGUCUCGGCCGGCAGCCCCAGCGACUGCCCCGCGCACCAGGCCCAUCCCUUCGGCUCUGCGACGCUUCCGGGCACCCGGCUGGACAGGCCAGGACGGCGGCACGGCGGCCGCGGCACCGGAGCCGGGCCAGCCGCCGGCCGCACAAUCGCCCGCGGCCGACACACCGGCAGCGGCCGGGGCGCGCGGUGGCCGGCCACAAUCGGCCGUCUUCCCGCGGGCCGGCCUCUCGCCGGCCGCCUCGCUGGAUUACCUGAAUGGCGGCAUGUCGCCCGGGGGCUCGCCAGCGGCAGGGGCCCCUGGAAUCCCGGGGACCAACCACCCGCCGGUCUCGGCAACUGGCGGGGCUGGCGGGGCUGGCGGGCCGGCGGCCGACUCCUCCGGCGUGGGUGCCUCGGCGGACUUGCUCUUUUCGGACUUCGACUUCUCGCUGUCCCCUUACUCGCAGAGCUCGGCCAAUCCGCUGUUCGUGAAGAACCCGCUGUUCGAGCUGGAUGAGGCCGGGCCACUGGGGCCCGGGGCCGGGGCCGAGCUGGCCGGGGCAUCCCUGGCACCGACCUUCCCCCCGGGCAUGACCCCCGAGCACAUGGGGGAAACCCUGCGGCAGUUGUCUCUGGCGGACAUGUGCCGCUUCAAGCUGGACAAUCUGUCCUGGAGUAAGCCCAUCCUGACGCCGCUGCUGUCGCGCACCACGGCCCCGCAAAAUGAGACGCACUUCCCGUCGAUGUACUCGCUGCCACAGAUGCCGGCGCAGUUCCGUCACUCGGCCAUUCCCCUGGGCGAGGAGUAUGUGCUGCUGUUCGGAGCCGAGCCGCUGGCAGCCGGCCCCCUGGGCGGGGCGUCCCCCGGUCCCGGAAGCGAGGGCCGGCCCUCGCAUGACAUCUGCCGGAUCGACAUUUUCAGCGUCCGCGCCAACCGGUACUUUUCGAUCAGUGUCCUGCCGCCGAUGAAGCAGGACACGGAGUUCCCGCUGCAAUUCCACACCGUGGUCACGGACAGCCAGCACCUGUAUCUGAUCGGCGGCGACCAUCAUCGGGGCCUGUCGAACUACCUCUGCGCCUUUGCCAUGAACUUCCUGAUCUUGCAGCAGUUCUUCUCGUUCUUGAUCUACAAGCGCUCGGAUUUGUCAUACAACAUGCUGAACUACCUGGUGCGGAUGUUCUUCCGGUCGGCGCAGGGGGCCUCCAGCGCGUCCGGCACCGCGGCCCCCGGGGCCGCCGCGGCUCCCGCCACCUCGCAUGAUUAUCUGGGCCUCGGGACGUCCUUCCUGUCGCUCUUGGCCCGGCCCGGGCAUACCGCGGCGGCGGCGGCGGCGGCGGCGGCGGCGGCGGCGGCGGCGGCGGCGGCGGCGACAACGACAACCGGCCCCUCGCUGGCUCCUAGCACGCCGAAGACCGGGCCCUUGGGCGCCGGUUCUCGGGGCACCCCCUCGCCGCUGGGGGCCAGCCGGUCGCAGGACACCUCGCCGCCGGACCGCCUCACCUCGGACGGCAUCAGCGCCCUGUUGCAUGAGCAGCUGGCCGGAGUGGACCCCGGCACCGGGCGGCCACACUCGCGUUGGGAGGAAUUCCCGGCGGUGUCGGCGGCAGCCGGCGGUCUGUGGGGCGCCCCGCCGGCCGAAGGUGGUGCCGCCGAGUUGGGCGACCCGCUGGCCGGCCCGCACCACCACCACCACCACCACCACCACCAGUGGCCCACCUCCCGGGGGGAGAAAGUCGAGCAGGAUGUGGGCCGAAAUGCGGCGGCGGCGGCGGCGGCUGCGAUGGCGGCGGCGGCAGCGGCGGCGGCCGCCGCCGAAGCCACGGCCAUAGCAGCCUCCCCAGCGGCCUCCUCUGCCUCCCCUCCCGGUGCCGGGCCGCGGAUGCUCUCCCCCUCGACGCCUUCGCCGGUGCCGGAGAACCUGCCGGACUUGGCGGAAUUGGGUGUCACCGUGGUCGGGGCCCUGAGCGCCGAGGAGCAGCGCGUGCUCGAGGCGCGGCGGCUCCAGUCGGAGAAGGUCCGAACGCUGAAGAUCCAGGACGAGCGGCGCAUCAACCGGCAGAUUGUGGAGCAGCUGAAGAUCUUCAAUGAGCGCCACCUGAUGCGGGACUGGCAGUACUCCUCGCAGCCGGGUCUCCUGGUCCGGCACCACCCUCGGCGUCGGCCGGCUCGCGAGGCCGAGACCGACGCCGGGGAGGACACCGUGGCCCAGGCCGCGGCGGCAGCCGCGUCGGCCGUGUCCCUGUCCAACACGCUGCCGAUCACCGGGCGCGUGAGCAUGCUCAGCUCGGCGGUGUCCGGCGUGGCGCAGUUGUCUUCGGCGAAUGCGGCGGCGGCGGCGGCGGCGGCGGCGGCGGCAGCAUCAGCCACCACGGCCUCGGCCUCGGCCCUUCCGUCGGCGUCGCUGCCGCUGUCGCGCUCGCGCACCGACCUGCCCAUCGCCGAGGGGGGCGGGUAUGCGCCGGAGGCGGGGGCCGAUGGGGGUGCUGGCUUCCCGGGGUUUGGCUGGGCGCGGCCGCAGCCGCCGGCGCCGGCGCCGGCCCCGAUACCGCCGCAGCGCUCGGCCUCCGGGCUGUCGCUCUACUCGGACCCUGGGCAUCAUGCUGGUGUGUCGGUGGCCGCGGUGGCCGGCUCGCCGUCAUCCAGCCGGUCGUUCCUCGGAGACGCGGGCUCCAUGCAUGAUGGGCGCCCUGGUGGGUACUUCGCCCCGGAGGGGGUCUACUACAAUCCCUCGCACUCGCGGUCGCCCUCGGCUUCAUCGACGUCGAGCGCCUUCGGCAUCCGGUCCUCCUCCUCCUCAAUGUCCUCGCUGUCCUCCUACGCCUCGAAGACCAGCAUGUUCUACUCGGAGCCGCUGCCGGUGUCGCCCUACCUGAAGCCCAACCUGAGCAUCAUCUCGCCGGAGAACCCGCUUGCCAUCAAGGUCAACAUUCGGCUCGAGGAGGGCACGCUCAUCCGGUCGUCCUUCUUCAAAUCCCCGCCGACGGUGGCCAUCCUGACGGAGUUCAUCGCCGGCGGCCUGCCACACUCGCAGGAUCGAAUUGCCAUCUUCUACCAGGACUCCGAAAAUGAUCUGAUCUCGGUCCAGACGGAUGCCGAUUUGGAGGAGGCGCUGGUGCAAGCGACCGACUCCGAGGGCAAUGUCGGCGCACAGCCGAUGGUCGGCAUGCACGGGAUACAGAUCCAGCUGUUUGCCUCGCUUCGGGAUGUGCCUCUGCACUCGCCCUCUCCCCAUGGGGGCGUUCACACGCGGAUCCCUUCCAGCUCGUCACAGAGCCGGGCCGAUCGGCCGGGCUUCCCGGUCGGCGGGAGCAGCGCCAACGGCGGGGGGCUGUCCACCGGCGGGAGCGCGACCUCGCUGGUGGGUCCGGCGACGGCGGCGGCGGCGGCGCACACCCCGGCCGGCUCGCCUCGGUUGGCCACCGGCAGUGUGGGCAGCGCCCCUCCCGGCGGUGCGAUGGCGCACUACUCCGGCAAGACCUCGUCGUCGCCGAUGCCGAGCGAUCGACACCGGUCGUCUUCCAGCAGCUCGCUCGGCGCGUCCGGCUCACGCUCACGCUCAUCGUCCCUCUCAGUGGGCGUGUCUUCCGGUGGCUGGCCAUCGGCCGGCGGGUCCAACGUGCAUGUGCUCAGUGCGCAUGUUCAAAGCCUGCGCCAACUGCGCAUGGGGCCAGCCUUGUCGUCGGCGGACAAGCCAUUCUCCAGCUUCCUGGCGUCGGAUCCAAUGACCGGCCAGCUGGCCGUGGUGCAUCGCUUCCACGAGCAGUCCUUCCCGGUGUCAGCCUUCACGGCCCUGUCACUGGAGGGGAGUGGCCCCGCCGGGGGUAGUGACAUGACCCGGCGCCCGGCGCCGGCUGAUGCCGCCGACCAGCUGACAACCGUCUUUUGGAAUAUCCACUUCAUGAUGCGCCUCAAUCCCCUGCACAUACUCCAGCACUACGGGGCCUUCUUCGAUGAGCACCGGCACCUGCUGCUCGUGACGGAAUACGCCACGGGCGGCUCGCUGCGGCGGCUGAUCGACGACGUGCCGAUUGUCCUGCCGGAAAGCCUGUCCCGGCGGUAUCUCCUCCAAGUGGCCAUGUCCCUGCACUACUUGCACACGGCCACGGCCCCGGUGUCGGGUGGCGGGUCGACGCAAUCCCCCGGCCCGGGACCCAGUGGGCCGGUGUCCUCCCCGGCGCCGACGCCGACGCCGACGUCGACGCCGACCCCGCUGCCGGCAUCCGGCUUUGGCCGGGCGCAUGGGGACAUCCGGUCGACGAACAUUUUCUUGUGUGCCUCCACCGGCCGGGCGCGCCUCGGGUCCAUUCGCCUGGAUCUGGCGCCGGUUGCCUCGCCCGGGGGCUCGGCCCAGGGCAGCCCCCCGGCUGGGGUUCUGACCGGCGGCCUCGGGGCCCUGCCGUCGGACUUGGCGCUUGGCCUGGACACCGGGCCGACGUCCUGCCUGGAUGACUUGCACAGCUUGGGCCUGGUGGCGGUGGAGCUGCUGACACGCUUGAAGCCGUCCCGGGUGGGGGCUCUUCUCCGGCCGCCGGCCGCGGCCCAUGCCCUGCUGCAGGUGCUGGUCGGGGCCGGCGCGUCUCCGAUGGCGGUGGACUUUGUCAGCCGGUGCCUGCACUUGGAGCUGCAUCUGCCCCGGAGCCUGAGCACCGAGUCGUUGCCAUGCUUCCCCCUGGGGCCGGAUGGCCUGGGGCCGGUGGGCAGCCAGGCCGGCCUGCAUCAGGCGACCACGGCCGCCACGUCGGCCGUCGGAUCGAUGAACUCCUCGCCGGCCCUGCAGGGGAUGGUCCCCCCGGCCGGGCGGCUGAACCGGGCCAUGUCCUUCAGUGUCGGGCCGGGUGGCGGCCUGGCCGGGCCCGGGCCGGCUUCUGGCAAUGGGCCGGCUUCUGGCAAUGGGCAGGUCCGCCAGCGGCCGCUGUCGGCCAAUUACAGUGCCUCGCCGAGCAUCCCCUCGCCGGUGCCCUUCCGUGGGUUUUCCUGCAUCCGCGAGUGCCUGGCCCAUCCCUUCCUGUCGGGCUACUCGACUCCCAAGCCCCUGGGCGAGUCGGGCCACCUGGUCCUCGGGCAGCCGCCUCAGCCGCCGGGGGUCGGCUCCGUGUCGCUCCUUGGCACGUCGCCCGGUUCGCAUGGGAUCCCGGUGCGCGAGCGUCGUCGGUCUUUCAGCGGUGGCCAGCCGGCCCUGGCCCCGGUGCAGGUGCCCUCCUACCAGGGGACCGGCGUCCCGGGGAUGGGCCAGAUGGCGGCCUCCCCGCCGGCCAGUGACCAGGGCUCCCCGUCGCAAGCCUUCCGCGCGCGAUUCAACUCGCCCAGCCAGACCCCCACUGGCGGCAUUCCUUCGCUGCCUCGUCGCGCCGGUGCCGGCGUCGGUGCCGGUCCAUCGGACAGCGGGCCUCGGCGCACCUCGGCCCCGGUCGGGGACCAUCGUCGGCCCGGGGUGGCGGCUCUGCCGGCCGACUCGCCGCCACCCUCCUCAGCCGAGGAGAUGCUCGCCCCGGCGCCCCGGUCGCGGGCUCGGUCCAGCGCGCCCGCCGCCUCGGCCAGCGGCAUCCACAGCGGCCGGCUCGGUCCCGAUGCCCCGGCCAAUGGCACCGACGACACCACCAGCGGCGGUGGCACCGGCACGGGCGGUGGCUAUGAUGUUUGGUCCUUCACCUCUCUGUCAACCCCCUCCCCCGAGCCCUACACCUCGGUGUAGAUCGUGCGUCUGCUGUAUGCCUGUGUGCGUGUGCCUGUGUGUUUGUGAAUGUGUGUCCGCGCACAUCCCCUCAUGCGUCUUCCCCCUCCUCCUUGUACCAUAUGGCUGGCGAAAGAGGGGGGUCCUCCUCCUUGUUUCUCUCCCCGCCUCCCCUCUCUGCCGCCCUGGGGGCCGAUCUGCGUGCGUGCGCACACGCACGCCGGGCCCCAGACGGAAUACACCCUCGCCCGGCCC